Messenger RNA from Pocillopora verrucosa, 1539 nucleotides. NCBI's taxonomy places the organism in Eukaryota, Metazoa, Cnidaria, Anthozoa, Scleractinia, Pocilloporidae. The record is from RefSeq and is a predicted model, not a curated record.
AAAACUGAAGCGUAUGAAUGAAGAGGAGAGGGAGGCAAGGAGAGCUGAAUUGACUCCCAAAUGUACACAGGUGGUCGAGCAAGAUACGGAAAUUUAUACGUAUUCUUGAUGUAAAACUUGUUCGGCUCUAUUUCCGAUUUGCUGGUCAGUCAUUUCAUCAACACGUGGUACAAAGCGAUCAAUUUACAAAAACAUACCCACUGAUCAAUAAUUAAUAAUACCAUUUGGCCUCUCUGCACAGAAUACCUCAUUAUCAAACUUAUCGUGGCCGGAAGCAUUUUUCAGGCGCCAAAAGCCAUUAUCGAUUGUUUUUUGCACGAGGGACGACAUUCUGGGAUUUACUUCGAAUCUUUGGAAGAGACAUGAAGACAAUGUAUCUUUGGUACCAGCUUUUAGUCGUUCUAUCAGCUCUGUCGUGUGUGAGGCUAGUUCUUGCUAAUGCAACUCAAGUCCUCAUGAGGAAUCGAACUUCAGACGAUCGGUGGGAAGACAUUAGAUGUUACUACUGCGAAAGUCGAGUCUCUUUUAAGGAGUGCGACGAGAGCAUGAAACUCGUGCAAUGUGAUGGAAAGUUUGGGUUUGACAGAUGCAUUAAGACAUACAUCAAGGCUUCCAAGUAUACACAAGAAACUUACCAGCGGGGUUGUCUUAGUGCAAGUGCAUGCGAGGCUCCUUCAUGCAAGGCUCGUGGCAAUGAUACCUGUGAGGUAUAUUGCUGUGAGGAAGAUUAUUGUAACAAAUCUACCACUCGGAUGGUCAGCGGUACCAUGCUAGUUAUAUUUUCAAUGCUUAAUGUUCUGAUGGAGCAAAUGUCUUAAGAAAACAUGUGACUUUUGUACAAUUAUGUCCUUUAUUGAGGGUUUAUAUUUGUUUCUUAGGAUAACUCUACGUAUAUGUUGCACGGCUGUGCGAAUCUGUGCGGUUACAUGAACACAGCGGUCAAACGUCGGGCAUGCGCAAGGGGAUCAAUUGUGACCGGCUGCACGCCAAUUUCCCGCGCAAAAUUUCAAAGGAAAACAUGAGGAAAAACAUCUUGACUCACUUUUUUGUGUAGUUGUUUGUAACUGGUUUGAGACGACUUGGUUCUAACAGCCUGAAAGUAAGGCCCCUAGCUAGUCAUUACAACUUUCGCACACGCGCAAACGUUUGACAACUGUGUUGGUGGUUAUAUGCCGCUCAGAGCGCUUUUAUUUAGCCCCUGUAAUCCCGGGAGGGAUAGAACCGGCUCUUUUGCUAGUUUUUGAUCCUCAAGUGUUUUUAGUCAGUGCAUCACAGAUCUCUGUCGUUAGUAAAACAUGUUUCCGCAAUGGAGGACUCUGUUGGAUUCUGCUCAAUCAGUGACAUUGUUCGCUCGAAUUCUACAAAGCGACUGGCAUUGCUUGCUACCUUCAGAAAACACCACACGAGAACAACAAAAAGAAAAAAACUUGUGCAGCCGAUUCCAACGGCCAUACUUUUCCAAUGAUCUGCAAAAUUAAAAUAGAAUUCUUAGCAGAAAAAUAAUCUAUCCUAGUCAUUAAAUUGCACCCUACCCCUGUC